Amaranthus tricolor (Joseph's coat) is the source of this 2383-nucleotide messenger RNA. RefSeq names its product probable L-type lectin-domain containing receptor kinase S.7. NCBI's taxonomy places the organism in Eukaryota, Viridiplantae, Streptophyta, Magnoliopsida, Caryophyllales, Amaranthaceae. The transcript has 3 exons. Gene Ontology annotation, cellular component: plasma membrane. Gene Ontology annotation, biological process: protein phosphorylation. Bases 16 to 2217 code for a protein of 733 amino acids. Gene Ontology annotation, molecular function: ATP binding; carbohydrate binding; protein kinase activity. The record is from RefSeq and is a predicted model, not a curated record.
UUAGCCCUACAUAAUAUGUCUCUAUCGCACCAUUGCUCCUUAUUGCUCCACGUUCGCUGCCGUAUUCUAUCAAGAUCAGACUCUUACAACCCAUAUAUCAACAUACUCUUCCCACUACCCUUAAUCCUCCCAAAUACAUUCCUAUCCUCCUCCAUGGGUUGUGCCACCACCACCUCGAGAAUACUUCUCGGUUGGUUAACUCUUAUGUUGGUUCAAAGCGUGGUUUCUAAUGCCGAAAAUGAGGUUAAGAGUCAUACAAUUAUGGUGAUGAAAUCGCUGUCGUUUCCUGAGUUUAGUACAUCGAUUAACCUGAGGAUUGAGCAUGAUGUUAAGCUUCUAGGAAAUGCCAAGUUCUCGAGUGAUAAACGAAGCAUACAAAUACCUGAUGUGUCGGAAACUGAUGAUCUUAGGCAUCAAGCAGGCCGUGCAAUCUACUCCUCUCCGAUUCGGGUGUUUGAUCCUACUAGCCAAAGGCCCGGUUCUUUUGAGACUACAUUCACCUUCCAACUCAAUAAUCAUACUACAUCAUCGUACGAUGAUAUUUCGGAGGAUGCUCAUGGAGGCAGUGGACUGACCUUCCUACUAGCCCCUGACGAGUUCACAGUAGGCAGACCUGGUCCGUGGCUUGGAAUGAUAAACGAUGCCUGUAACGACGACUACAAGUUCAUCGCUGUUGAGUUUGACACUCGCCAAAACCCAGAAUUUGGUGACCCAAAUGACAACCACAUCGGCAUCAAUUUAGGUAGCAUUGUUUCAAAAUCCACUAUUAAUGCAUCAGAUUAUGGCCUAUCCUUCGAUGAUGGGUCGACCCAUCUGGCUAAGAUUACCUAUGAUGGGUCAACCAAAAGGAUGGAAAUAUGGGUUGGGAAAAACUCAAAAAGUCCUUUAAGAUCAGUUUUUUCAGAUGAAAUUGAUCUUAUACCGUUUCUGAACGAGUAUAUGUUCGUGGGAUUCUCGGCUUCAACUGGAAACAGAACACAAAUACACAAUAUUUUGUCCUGGAACAUGACCUUCAAAACUCCUGCAUCUCUUCGUUACCCGACAAGCAAAACAUGUGAGAGUAAGAUUUUAGUAGGUAAAGAUCUGGCUGAGAAUAAUGGAGUGCCCAUCAGAGAAGAAAGGCCAUCUACCACAUUUUUGAUUUUCGUUUGUGUUGUAAUACUCUGUUUUGUGAUGUUCGUCAACCUUUACUGCAAUGGGAAGAGACCGAAAUCAUAUGGGGAGUCGGCAUUUUUGGUCUUACAAGAAAAGAAGCACCGGCCAACGCCACCAAAUAAGCCUCGGAGGUUUACAGGGGCCGAGUUGUCUUUAGCCACCAGGGGGUUCAGUGAUGGGGAGAUCUUGGUUAGUGAUUUAAGUGGAGUUUUGUAUAGGGGAACCUUGCCUAAUGGAUGUCAAGUGGCAGUCAAGCGAUUUUCGAUUCAGUUGUUGGGAUCUUUAAGCAUGGAUAGAAGGAAGUUUUUGAAGCGAGUCGGGUCUUUGAGUCGGGUUAGGCACCCUAGCUUGGUGCCGAUUCGCGGUUGGUGUUAUGAUACUCGGGAGUAUAUGGUGGUUUAUGAGUAUAUGUUUAAUGGUUGUGUUGAUAAGUGGUUGUUUGGCGUAGGGGUGUUACCUUGGAGUAGGCGUUUUAAGGUGGUGAAAAAUGUUGCUAAUGGGUUAUGUUAUCUUCAUUCGCGUCAGCUUGCACAUAACAAUGUGCAAGUAAGCAGCGUUUUUCUUGAUGUAAGCUUUAAGGCCUCGCUUGGCGAUUUUGGACUGAGUGAUCCAUUUGGUAUUGACCCGACAUCUAGCCGAAGUGUUGAUGUAUUCAACUUUGGAAUCUUCGUACUAGAAGUUGUGGCCGGAAGGAAGAGAUGGGUAGCUGAGACGGAUUCUAGAGGUUCAAAUUCUAGUGAGAGUGAGCAAACCAUGGACGUAAUGGACUUGGUUGAUUAUGCGUGGAUAAUGCAUGAGAAAAGUGAAAAAAUUAAGAUGGUUGAUCGGCGAAUGGGCUCAGGAGUGGAUGGCGAUCAAGCCGUUCGAGUUGUGGACAUUGCAUUGCUUUGCACCUUGCCUGAGAACAAUGGAAGGCCUAAAAUGGAGGAAAUAGUAAACUUCUUGACCACAGAUUGCAUCUUACCCGAAUUGCCACCAAAUCGACCUAUUGUAUUGUUUCCAUACAACAGUGGACCUAAUCUCUGUGGUGGCUAUGUUUGUGCUCCCUUCGGCAUGAAUUGAGAGGUAGAAAGCGAGAUAGGUCAAGUGUAAUCCGCACAAGCAUAAAUCGCACAGCUGCACAAGCACAAAUCUGCGCACCCAGGAUAAUUGAAGGUAUUCGAAAAUCAAAUGGUCUGUUGCAACUCGAAAGCACCUAGUUUCAAUGAAGUAUGAACCACAAUGGAAA